AACACAACAAACUCUACCACCUCGUCUUCUCCGCCCCCCAUUCUCUUUAUUAUUUCAUUUCCCUCUCCCUCUUCCUCUCAUUCUCAUACUCUCAUUGCCAAACCCACUGAACCAACCUCUCUUUCUCUUUUCUCUCUUAGUUACCAUUUCGCAAUGGCUUCUCCUUUUCUCUCUAGAGCUCCUCUCUCCAACACCAACACCAAUACCAAUUUCACUUCCAUUUCCUUCUCCUCUUCUCUCUCUAAUUCCCUUCCCUUCCGUCCUUCCUCCUUCUCCACAUUUCCCUCCAAGCGUAGAACCCUGACCGUCCGAUCCAAGAUCAGAGAGAUCUUCAUGCCCGCCCUCAGCUCCACCAUGACCGAGGGUAAGAUCGUCUCCUGGAUCAAAUCCGAAGGCGACAUACUCUCCAAAGGUGAAAGCGUUGUCGUCGUCGAGUCCGAUAAAGCUGACAUGGACGUCGAGACCUUUUACGACGGAAUCCUUGCCGCUAUUGUCGUCCCCGAAGGCGACUCCGCUCCCGUCGGCGCUCCUAUCGGCCUUUUAGCCGAAACCGAAGACGAAAUCGCCGAAGCCAAAGCCAAAGCCACAACCGCCUCCUCCUCCAAUUCCACUUCUCCUCCGCCGACUUCCUCUCCCGCUCCGGCAAUCUCUCAGCCUCCGCCGUCUAAGCCAGUCUCAGACUCACCAAGGAAGACAGUAGCAACGCCGUCUGCAAAAAAACUAGCGAAGCAGCACAAGGUUAAUAUCGAAUCGGUGGUCGGAACCGGUCCUUUCUGCCGAAUCAUCCCGGCCGAUAUAGAGGCCGCCGCAGGAAUCACACCUUCCAAGAGUAUCGAAAUCAAAUCAAACGUGGAGUCUGCUCCACCUCCGCCACCGAAAUCCGCGGCCUCCUCGGCCGUUCCGCCUCCAAUUCCGGGUUCUACGGUGGUGCCUUUUACAACAAUGCAAUCGGCGGUGUCGAAGAACAUGCUGGAAAGUCUCUCCGUGCCGACUUUUCGCGUUGGUUAUCCCGUCACCACCGAUGCCCUCGACGCCUUCUAUGAGAAGGUGAAACCAAAGGGUGUGACCAUGACUGCGAUAUUAGCCAAGGCUGCAGCAAUGGCACUUGCUCAGCAUCCAGUCGUCAAUGCCACGUGUAAAGACGGCAAGGGUUUUACGUAUAAUGCUAACAUAAACAUUGCAGUUGCAGUGGCUAUUGAUGGUGGCUUGAUAACCCCUGUUCUUCAGGACGCAGAUAAGUUGGAUUUGUACCUGUUAUCUCAACAAUGGAAAGAGCUUUUGAAGAAAGCUCGGGCAAAGCAACUUCAGCCCAAUGAGUACAAUUCAGGGACUUUCACUCUAUCGAAUUUGGGCAUGUUUGGAGUGGAUAGAUUUGAUGCUAUUCUUCCUCCAGGACAGGGGGCUAUCAUGGCUGUUGGAGCAUCCAAGCCAACCGUAGUGGCUGAUGCAGAUGGAUAUUUCAGCGUGAAAAGUAAGAUGCUGGUAAAUGUAACAGCUGAUCACCGGAUUAUUUAUGGAGCUGACUUGGCUGCCUUUCUUCAGACCUUUUCAAAGAUUGUAGAGAAUCCCGAAAGCCUGACAUUGUAGAUGAUGUAUCAGGUUUCUACAAAUUGAUACCUGUUGACGUUGAGCUGCUAUUCUUUCAUGGGUUACAGGUGAUAAUGGUGUGUCUACUUGACAGAGCCUGACCUAGUUUUGCAGUGGUCCCCCACAAAAUUAUGCUUAUGUUGUCUUUCAGUUUGUUUUGGUUUUUAAAGGUUUCCAGUACAUUUCCUGAUACUGUUGAGUAGAUUUUGAUAGAGGAGAAUAACUUUGAAGUUUUUUGAUGACCUAGAGCCUGUUUUAUUAGGAAGUGAGUGGUCUUAUAAGUUCAUUUUUCCAGCAUUAUUAGGGCGUAAAUUUUAUGUACACAUUGGCAGUUCAUGACAUGGUCAAGGUGGUGUUGAAGCGUAUAUGGUAUCUGUUUUUGAAUUGCAUUUGUGGCAACCAUUAGCUAUUAAAUGGGCCUCAAUUAUCAUAAAUAAAAAAGUGACAAAUAUUUACUUUGUUUA
Molecule: messenger RNA, 2051 nt
Organism: Quercus lobata
Lineage: Eukaryota; Viridiplantae; Streptophyta; Magnoliopsida; Fagales; Fagaceae
Gene: LTA2
Product: 2-oxoacid dehydrogenases acyltransferase family protein
Exons: 6
Coding region: 154-1587 (477 amino acids)
Biological process (GO): pyruvate decarboxylation to acetyl-CoA
Cellular component (GO): chloroplast envelope; chloroplast thylakoid; pyruvate dehydrogenase complex
Molecular function (GO): dihydrolipoyllysine-residue acetyltransferase activity
Source: RefSeq, a predicted model, not a curated record